Seminavis robusta is the source of this 510-nucleotide messenger RNA. The record is from the annotation of a GenBank genome assembly. Lineage: Eukaryota; Bacillariophyta; Bacillariophyceae; Naviculales; Naviculaceae.
AUGGAGAACUACCAGAUUGGAGGUCCCGGAAUAGAGGUGGAGAUUGACGAAUCCAAGUUCGGUAAGCGAAAGUACCACCGAGGCCACAGAGUCGACGGUGUCUGGGUUUUCGGUGGUGUUGAAAGAACCCCAGAACGCAAGUGCUUCCUUGUUGCUGUACCAGACAGGAAGAAGCCUACUCUCGAAACACAUGUCAUGGAGUUCAUUCUCCCUGGUUCUAUCAUCGUUAGCGACAAGUUCCCCAGUUACGAGGAUCUAGAGGGAAAAGAAGACUUCUGGUAUCAGCAUGAAGUCGUGAAUCAUUCGGAGAAUUACGUGGAUCCCUUGACUGGUGCGUGCACUAACACCAUCGAGGGCACUUGGAAUGGUGUGAAGAAGCGUGUUCCGGCGAGGAAGAGAACAGAAGAAGGCGUCAGGCCCUGUCUGUUCGAGUUCAUGUGGCGCCGCAUGAACCAGGGACGUCUCUGGAGAGCACUCCUUGAAGCUCUGGCUGAAGUGCGAUACGUCUAG